Morus notabilis is the source of this 1423-nucleotide messenger RNA. Its product is annotated as ribokinase. Gene Ontology annotation, biological process: D-ribose metabolic process. The transcript has 4 exons. Lineage: Eukaryota; Viridiplantae; Streptophyta; Magnoliopsida; Rosales; Moraceae. The record is from RefSeq and is a predicted model, not a curated record. Gene Ontology annotation, molecular function: ribokinase activity. The coding region runs from base 158 to 1183 and encodes 341 amino acids.
UAUUCUAUUAUGUCCACCUUGGUUACUCACUCAGAUGUAAAGUGAAAGCAAUCGAAAUUGGUCUUUCUUCAACGCCAUUUGCGAGUCUCAACACCAAAUUUCCGAACAAAAUUUCCUCCCUUUCUCAGACCAAAUUCUCCAUAGAAAAAGACCCCAAAUGAAAGCACUAUCCUUUUCAUCCUCAAACCAGUUAUGGUACCCAAAUCUGCAAACCCCUCAAACCAAACCUCCACGCCUCAACUUCACCAAAACCGAAUUCGACCCAUCAAAGAAAACCACCCCGCUUGUCUCUUUCGCCACAAACCCAUCGCAAUCUCCGCCACUGGUGGUCGUCGGAUCGGCCAACGCCGACAUUUACGUGGAGAUCGAGCGGCUUCCAAUGGAGGGCGAAACCGUCUCGGCAAAGAGCGGGCAGACCCUUGCCGGAGGCAAAGGCGCCAACCAGGCGGCUUGCGGGGGUAAGCUCGCGUACCCCACAUACUUUGUGGGUCAGGUUGGUGGGGACGCUCAUGGGAAGUUGAUCGCUGAGGCUCUUGAGAGUGGUGGUGUUUGUGUUGAUCAUUUGAGUGUGUUGGGGAAUGUGCCCACUGGCCAUGCUGUUGUGAUGCUGCAGUCUGAUGGGCAGAACUCGAUCAUCAUAGUUGGCGGGGCCAACAUGUGUAGUUGGCCCCAGAGUUUGCCUGAUGAGCAUUUGGAGCUGUUGAGGAGUGCUGGUAUUGUUUUGCUUCAGAGGGAGAUUCCGGAUUCUGUCAACAUCCAAGUUGCCAAGGCUGCCAAAAGCGCUGGGGUUCCUGUUAUUUUGGAUGCUGGUGGAGUGGAUGCUCCAAUCUCACAAGAACUGCCGACCAAAACUUUUGAACAGAUUAGCAAAGCUGUAGCGAAAUGCCACGAAAAGGGUGUUAAGCAAGUCUUGGUGAAACUUGGUGCCAGAGGAUCUGCUCUUUUUGUAGAAGGGGAAGAACCAAUUAAACAACCAGUCAUAGCUGCCGAGAAAGUCCUUGAUACUACUGGAGCUGGCGAUACUUUUACCGCGUCUUUUGCUGUAGCUCUUGUGGAAGGAAAGUCUAAAAAGGAAUGCUUGAAAUUUGCAGCUGCAGCAGCUUCUCUUUGUGUUCAAGUGAAGGGAGCCAUACCGAGCAUGCCUGACCGGAAAUCGGUUAUAAAUCUGCUUCAAUCUCUUUAAGGAUGCCACUGUGACCAAUGAUUUAUUUAUUUUUUUGGGUAGAAGUGUCCAAAGAUAGUUACAAAGCCGAAUAAACUCUUCUUUGGAUUCAUGAAUUUUUUCACGGGCACAUUGUAAAUUUACUUUGAUGCUGCUAAAAUUCCAUUUUAUCAAAUAAUAUAUGGAUUUAGGCUUAUCAAGAGAUAAUGUAACUUCAGCUUAAUAACAAUGACGAUGCCAACUUGGGCGGCUUCUCCAGCA